Messenger RNA from Phlebotomus papatasi, 2935 nucleotides. RefSeq names its product spastin (gene spas). The transcript has 5 exons. Lineage: Eukaryota; Metazoa; Arthropoda; Insecta; Diptera; Psychodidae. Gene Ontology annotation, molecular function: ATP binding; microtubule severing ATPase activity; ATP hydrolysis activity. Gene Ontology annotation, cellular component: microtubule cytoskeleton. The record is from RefSeq and is a predicted model, not a curated record. Bases 339 to 2555 code for a protein of 738 amino acids.
GGCGCUGACGAACAAAAUCGUUGACAGUGAGGGGGAUUUUUUGAACGGCGAAGUUUGCAGGAGAAAAAGGUGGCGAGACAAAAGUCCAGAAAGCGCACAAUCCUGGUGGAGCAGGACACAAAAAAGUCAUAGGGCUUCGAGUGUGUGUAAGUUAGAGUCUAAUUUUCAUAAGCCAGACUCCCCCCAAAGUGCUUUUGCAUAACAUUUUGCCCGUGGUGUAAUGUGAAAAAGGCCAAAGAGGCUUCCCAAAUGGAGUCCUUGAGCCUCUGUCCGGAGGGUAGCAUCGUGCGUGAGAGUGCGCUUCCAUUUGGGUGGCCGUGGUGAUUGGGUUCGAAGAGAUGCGUGACAAUGAGUGUGUAGAGGGUGGUGGUGAUUCGUGCGAGGGUGGCAGUCAACGCAGUCGAACGCGAAGUCGUACACAGAGUGGAAGUAGCAAUUUUGUGGCAAUAAAUGUUGAGAAUGUAGGGACGCUGGACAGAGAAUCUCGAAUGGUACGCAACAAGGGUCAGGGCAAUCAGUGUGGCAAGGUGCCCAGUCAGCGGAAGUGCGAUCACAGUGACAAUUCCAGUGAGACAGACUCCCCAGGUGCCGAGCCACGGGCUUCGGUUCACAAACAGAAUCUCUAUGUUGUCUCAUUUCCCAUUAUCCUCCUGUUCAACAUUCUCCGGUCACUUUUGUAUCAAUUGUUUGUGAUAUUCAGAUACUUGUACAGUGCCACAUCCCGUGUGGCGCACAGAAAUUGGCUGAGACGACGCCGGGAGUGCGGAAUUGAAGUGGAAACAGCCUCAGCCACAGUUCAUCUCAGUGACACUCAGGGUGACCAAGCAGAAGGACUCAUUGAGAUGUCAUCGGGCAGUAGACAUCCCGUGAGUGGUCCCGGACCCGGUGAUCCACUCCUGGCCAAGCAGAAACAUCACCACAGGAGAGCUUUUGAAUACAUAUCGAAAGCCUUGAAGAUUGACGAAGAGAAUGAAGGUCAGAAAGAAAUUGCCAUUGAGCUCUAUCGUAAGGGGAUUCAGGAACUUGAGCGAGGAAUUGCUGUGGACUGCUGGAGUGGACGAGGAGAUGUCUGGGAACGAGCUCAACGUCUUCAUGACAAAAUGCAGACCAAUUUGUCCAUGGCACGAGAUCGAUUGCAUUUUCUUGAAAUUUUGAUGGAAGAACUGAAAUUAGAAAAUUUAGAAUCUACCUCAAGAAAUCACACUAAAGUGUCUAGUUGUAAUAACAAGCGUAAAGAUAAAGACAAUAGUGUUAGUAAGAAUCUCCUGACGACGACCACGGGGACAAAUAAUACUAGAACAUUGUCUCAGCCAUCGAAGAAUGUUGUGAUAAAUAAGAACACUAAACCUGAAGCUUCCGGGAGGAAAUUGACCGUGGGUACGAAGCGUCCGGCGAAUCUGGGUGUGAUGAAUAAGUCGCAGACUCUGCCCCGCAGCAUGGGUGGCACGAAGGUGGGUGGAAGUGGAGGACAACCUCAACGUCCUGUACUCAAAUCCAUCGCAACACCGCCGGCUGUGCGACGUCAGCUUUCGAUCUCUGGUAACUCUCCCAUCCGCAAGGCAGGGACCAACACUGGUCGCAAUACUCCACCGCCCCGUUCCAGGACACCUCUUGGGGCUCCAUCGAGCACGACUCCCACCACGAUUUCGGUGAAGGGAGUGGAGCAGAAGCUGGUGCAGAUCAUCAUGGAUGAAAUUGUGGAGGGUGGCUCGAAGGUGGAAUGGAGUGAUAUUGUGGGACAGGAUGUGGCCAAGCAGGCUCUGCAGGAAAUGGUGAUUCUGCCUUCGGUGCGUCCAGAGUUAUUUACAGGCCUGCGAAGUCCAGCCCGUGGACUGUUGCUCUUUGGUCCACCGGGAAAUGGGAAGACCCUGCUGGCUCGUGCUGUGGCCACAGAGUGCUCUGCGACAUUUUUCAACAUUUCCGCCGCAUCGCUCACCAGUAAGUACGUUGGAGAUGGGGAGAAGCUGGUUAGGGCGCUUUUUGCUGUGGCCAGAGAGAUGCAACCGUCGAUUAUUUUUAUCGAUGAGGUGGACAGUUUGCUGUCGGAGAGGAGUACGGGAGAGCAUGAGGCAUCUCGUAGACUUAAGACGGAAUUUCUGGUGGAGUUUGAUGGGAUCCCGGGGAAUCCAGAAGGAGACAGGAUUGUUGUGCUAGCUGCUACAAAUAGACCCCAGGAACUCGAUGAAGCUGCACUGAGGCGAUUCCCGAAGCGAGUGUAUGUCUCACUGCCGGACCUCGAGACGCGGGAGAUGCUCCUGAGACGACUGCUGGAAAAGCAAGGAAGCCCUCUGUCCAUGGAAGCCCUCAGACGACUAGCAAAUCAGACAGAAGGAUAUUCUGGGUCUGAUCUGACAGCCCUGGCUAAGGAUGCGGCCCUGGAGCCCAUCCGGGAGCUCAAUGUUGAACAGGUGAAAAAUAUGGAUCCAACCAAAGUGAGAUCUAUCACUGAGCAAGACUUCAUGAAUUCUCUCAAACGCAUUCGCCGAUCUGUUGCACCACAGAGCUUGACAGCUUAUGAGAAAUGGUCUCAGGAUUUCGGGGAUGUUACUAUUUAAUUGAAAAAGACAAAGGCUCAGAGCGCAAUUUUUGCCAUAAAAGAAAACCUUUUCCAUUUAUAAUUCACAGUCUCCAAAGCGAGAUGAUCUCGCCAAUUUUAUUUUUCUAUUUUUUAUUUAUUCUUUAAGCGUCACUUGAAAAUAAAAAAAAGAAUCACGACACAAAAUCGACUAGAAGCAAACACAGAGAUCAAGUCGAAGACAUGAAUUUUAGGAAUAUUUUUGUAUUAAAUGUUUGAGAAUUGAUCAUGUUGAUUUAACAAAAGGCACACACUAUCUGAUAAAAUUGAAUUUUAAGGUAAAAUAAAUCGAGUUUAAAGGUUUCUAUCGCUUACAAAAGAAUACCCAAAAUUGUAAUAAAGGCUUCUGCUACAGAAUAA